AGACCACCUCGACUACAGACUAGACCUGGACUGCUGCGAUUCGGACGAGCUCGUGUCCAUCACUGUCGAGGACCUCGAAGCCGGUUUGGAGCUCAUUCCCAGGCAGCAGUCACUCUAGAGAACCAAUCAUCCAUUCAUUCAUCGAUCGACGUACAUUUUCGACGCUAUAGAUAGCUACACGACAGCAGUAUUCUUUCGUCACGGACGGCCAUCGACUCGCCACGUGUUUUCGACCGGAGCCACUAGACUGAGGAUAUUUCUCGUGUGCCGGGCGUGUGGCUUCCAGGUUCCAACAACAACAAUGGUGGGGGGUGGCAUUCUCGGUACCGGAUUUCAGCUAGCAGUGGUACCAGCAGCAGUGAGAACUCCUCUUGCAUCGUCGAGGAGCGUGAGAGUGCGUGCUCAGGUCCAGGAGGGAGAAGCAUCAUCGGUGGUGCUCAAUCCCUCUAUCCGAAAAGACGUGGAGAAAGUGGUCGACACAGUGGUGGUGGGAGAGAUCUCCAAGCCGGUGACAGCAUACUGCAGGUGUUGGAGAUCUGGAACAUUUCCUCUGUGUGAUGGGUCUCACAUGAAGCACAACAAAGCCACUGGUGACAAUGUUGGGCCACUCUUGCUCAAGAAAUAGAAUAUUCUUUGGUUGGUCUAUUCUGUCUCUUUUUAGAGUGAAAUAAACCUCUGGAUGAUAUUAUUCUU
Molecule: messenger RNA, 693 nt
Organism: Selaginella moellendorffii
Lineage: Eukaryota; Viridiplantae; Streptophyta; Lycopodiopsida; Selaginellales; Selaginellaceae
Product: CDGSH iron-sulfur domain-containing protein NEET
Exons: 2
Coding region: 302-625 (107 amino acids)
Biological process (GO): regulation of autophagy
Cellular component (GO): mitochondrial outer membrane; intracellular membrane-bounded organelle
Molecular function (GO): 2 iron, 2 sulfur cluster binding
Source: RefSeq, a predicted model, not a curated record